GAGUGGGGGUUCCCGCCCGCCGCGCCACUCCGCCCCCCCACCCCCACACCCCACGCCCACACCCACACCCCACACCCACACCCACACCCCACACCCACACCCACACCCCACACCCACACCCACACCCUGUUUGAUCAACUGUCUGAGGGGGGGGGGGGAUUACUUGUGGGCUUUUCCAUGUUUCACAGGUAAGUCAGAAAGAGCUCAUAUUUUGGAUUUAGAGGUUUCAAAUGAUGAUCUAUCGUUUGAGAUCUUUAAAUCGAGUAUCCAAAUUUUGAGUGGUACCGGCUCCAUAUAAAAUUGAUAGGUCCUCUCACGAACCCUCUCUUAAAAGAACUCGUGACCAUGGGCUUAUGGAUUCGCGCUAUAACUAACUGUUUUACUUAAGUUUUCACUCAUUUUCAGGUACUUACUGGAACACCAAAUAUCGACUUUUCGAUCUAAAAUUCUCAGCUCAUAGAUGGAUCUAAUAAUUCUGGGAAUAACCUGAAAAUUUUAGUCGUAAAAAAUGUUCAUUCGUCUAGAUAUUGAAUUUCAAAUAAAUAGCUCUCUGUUGCAGACAUGUCGCAAAACUAAAUAUUUCGACAAAGGAAUAUUCUUUUCAGCUAAAACUUUCAAGAUAUUUCAAGGGCUAUCAGAUCUAUCUAUGGUCAGUAUUGCAGGUCGAAAAUUCAUUCUUGUGGACUCAAUAUGAGUUCAAACGGCGAAUCACAACUCAGGUAGUUCUCUCAUUAUCUAUGGUCCUUUUUUCUCAAUGACAAUAAUAAGCAACACAUGUCCAGUUCAGCAUCUAAUAAUAUCUAUGUCAAUAAUUAUUAGAUAUGAUCCAUUAAUUGAUUUUGUUUUUCUUUUUUUUUUCAGCCCAAAUUCGUAACUAAAGAACAGCGUGAAGUUAAAGCUUUACGACGACGACAAGAACAAGCUGCAACUAUUUAUUCAUCAAAACAAGGAAGUGCUGAUGAAGAACAUGAAGAAGUAGCUAUUAAGGAACAAUAUCAUGGUAUUAUUAAGCGUAAAAUUUGUCGUUUGAAUGAUGCAAAACUUGUUUUUGACUGGGAUGUUGGUGAAUAUAGAGCUGUCAAUUAUAAUCCAAUCUAUAAAGAAAAAUAUCAAAUAUCAACUUUAGAUAGCAUUUGUACAGAUGCAUUUAUCAAUGAUGAUAAAAAUAAAGCUUCCAUACAAUACUUCAAUAUAUCCAAUAUACAUUGA
This is a messenger RNA of Rotaria sp. Silwood2, 1209 nucleotides long. The record is from the annotation of a GenBank genome assembly. NCBI's taxonomy places the organism in Eukaryota, Metazoa, Rotifera, Eurotatoria, Philodinida, Philodinidae.